This is a messenger RNA of Ailuropoda melanoleuca (giant panda), 1846 nucleotides long. It is a transcript of the gene CFC1, whose product is annotated as cryptic, EGF-CFC family member 1. NCBI's taxonomy places the organism in Eukaryota, Metazoa, Chordata, Mammalia, Carnivora, Ursidae. The transcript is spliced from 5 exons. The coding region runs from base 334 to 879 and encodes 181 amino acids. The record is from RefSeq and is a predicted model, not a curated record.
CUCCAGCCCCCACCCCACCCCCACUGGGUCUCAUUGAGGGGACAGCCCUGGAGGCUCAGCAUGGGCCCUGCCAGUCACAGCAGCUCACUGCCUAAUUUGCUUCCAUAGCAGAACCCAGAGAUCUCACUGCUGUUUCUCAUGGCCUAGAGGAGGGUAGGAAAGGUCUGUAUCUUCUUUCCUUAUCCAUCUUAUGUCCUAAUGCAGUUCUUCCAGGACCUGGAGUGAAGAUACCUUCAAAUACAAAAUCCGGUAAGACUCGACUUCCGUGGAAACCGAUCCUCAGUGUAUUGGUGAGAGAAGGAGACGCUCACACCAGACGCGUGUCAGUGGGAAAUGACCCGGAGACACCCCGUUAGGCUUCUGUUUUUUAUCAGUUUGGCAUUACAGAGCAUCCACUUGGGAAACAACAGUUAUCAAAGAGAGAAACAUAAAGGUAACAGAGAAGAAAUCAACAAUGCUACAGCCCAGAAGCUCCAGCAGAAAACACUCAGCUGGACCCUGAAUAACGUUGGGGAGGGGAAUGGAAGCAUGGAUGCCUGGAGGCCCCAGGAUUCAAGUCCCUACUUCAGGGCUUUCCAAGGUGCGCCCCCGCGGCCGCGCUGCUGCAGGAAUGGCGGCACCUGCGUGCUGGGCAGCUUCUGCGUAUGCCCCGCCCGCUUCACCGGCCGUUACUGCGAGCACGACCAGAGGCACAGUGAAUGUGGCGCACUAAUGCACGGAGCUUGGACUUUCCACCGCUGCCUUCUUUGCAGGUGUGUCUUCGCAGCCCUGCACUGUCUCCCCCAGCAGACACCGGGCCGCUGCGGUAAGAGGAUCCGCGUCCUGCGCACACAGUCCACGCUCCCAGGACAUUGCUCCUUUGUACCUAGCAAUCCAUAGAGAUGUAGCUGUGCCAGGCGAGACAGAAAUGAGAAGCUGGGUUGACUCAACACUUGGGAAAAUCACAUUUGUUGUGAAUCACAUAGCGUAUUAUCAUUAUUAUUUAAAAUGAUUCCUAAGUUUCCUGUGCCCCCUUUGCUGGGUUUAAAUGUGAUUUCCAACCAGUGUCCUUAAGUGUCCUUUCCGUGAGCUGACUUUGGGGAGCACGCAAGCUGGUAAGCAGAGCCAAGCCUGGCAGAGAGGUUACCGACCUAAUCUCCAGUGAUUUCCCUCUACCAGGGCAAUCCCAUCUCUUCAGGUGUGAAAUGAGGAGGGCACUGGAGCAGGACAGGAACAGGCAGGGAUGGCCAGGGGCCGCCCUUCAGAGCCAAACAGGCAGGGCUCCCAGAGAAGGAAGGUACCUUGUAAAGACAGCUCAGGCCUGCCACGCAUAUUAGAAACCAGGAGGGUGUGGAGAACACAGCGGUGAACAUCAUUUGUGAGAAUUGUGAGCAGUGAGCAAACUCAACGCAAAUGUUUCGCUUGUAAAACUCAGUAAGGAACGUGAAUUUCCUUACUGAGUCAGAAAACAGACAUAACACUCUGCUGUUGACUUUGGGCAGGGCCCAAGGCACACAGGUAAAGAAGGCACAGCAUUUCAGUCCCACAUCCUGCAUCCUCUCCCCUCAUGAGCCUGCUCUGCCUGGACUCCAGUGAGAAGCACAGUGAAUGAAGGCACACCCCUUCAGCCUCUUCAUCAGCCCUGGGGGCCGUGGCUGUGCAGCAAGCAAAGCUCCUAAACCCUCUUUUCUGUUCCUCCGUGCACCUUCUUCAUCUCUGGCCAAAUCCCACCCUUGAAGGGUACACUCACUGAUAUCACAGCCCUUCAAGGCCACUUCCCACCCCUUUGCCCACUGUCAGGGCUGCAGUGGAGGGGCAGCACCGCUGGGGGUAGAGCCCUCCAAACCUGCCAUCCUGGUGGGGCCAG